Molecule: messenger RNA, 2580 nt
Organism: Diospyros lotus (date-plum)
Lineage: Eukaryota; Viridiplantae; Streptophyta; Magnoliopsida; Ericales; Ebenaceae
Exons: 1
Coding region: 1-2580 (859 amino acids)
Molecular function (GO): nucleic acid binding; zinc ion binding
Source: RefSeq, a predicted model, not a curated record
AUGAGUGGACGACGAGGAAGACCGUCGACCCGUGCCCGAGGCAACUGGGCCAUCCCUACUCCAGUUCCUAGACCCAUUCCUGAGCCUGCACCUGUUCCUACCCCUACACCUCCACCUGCACCGGCCACUCUAGCGGAGUCAGUGGCAGACUUGCGCCAGGAGGUUGGUGAGCUGAGGGGCACCAUGGCUGCCAUGUUGAGGCACUUCGAGAAUUUUAUGGCACAUCAGGGAAGGCAAGAGCAAGUACCACCUGGAGCAAGGAAUGAACCAGGCCUGAAUGAGAACGUUAAUGGUCAGACUUCAAACCCAGUGCCACAGGAGGUGGAGCCCCAUGGAGUGGAUGGCAAUACCGGGAGCCAGUUGGUACGAAAUUUCAUGGCACUGAGACCUUCAGAGUUCCGUGGAGGGACCGACGCCUUGGCAGCAGAGGAGUGGAUGAUGGCAAUGGAGAAACACCUCAGGACGAUAGGGUGCAGUGACACCCAGAAGGUACAGUUGGCUACAUAUCUAUUUCGAGGAGGAGCCGAGAGGUGGUGGGAGACAGUUCGACAGAGGUUUGUGGGCAGGGAGCCGUCAUGGGCGGAGUUCAGAGAGCUUUUCAAUGCCAACUACUUCCCAGCUUGGGUCCGAGAUCAGAAGACAUAUGAGUUUAUUGAGCUGACACAGGGCAAUAGGACGGUGGCGCAGUAUGAAGAGGAGUUCAUCUCUCUGACACGAUUCGCUCCUGAGUUGGUAUGUACCGAGGAAAAGAAAGCAUCCAAGUUCCAAAGAGGUCUGCGAGUGGACAUCAGAUUUCACCUAGCUGGUGCACAGAUCACGAAUUAUGCUACACUGGUGCAGAGGGCACAUAUCAUAGAGAAGGAGAGGAGUGAGCUAAGGGCAGUUCAGGCAGCCGCUAGGGGAUCAGGUUCAACUCGGGGGCAAGGCAAUGACAGGAAAAGGAAGGGAGCACCGGGGUUUUCUGGUAAUGUAACUGACAUUCCUCCCUGCACCACUUGUGGGAAGCGACAUCGAGGUGUAUGUAAGGCGUGCUAUGGUUGCGGGCAGUUGGGGCACAUGAAGAACGAUUGUCCACAAGGGAAAGGUAUAACGGGCAAUAGGGAGGUGACUUGCUACCGGUGUGGAAGAAAGGGGCAUACGUUUAACGUUUGCAGACAACAACCACAACAAGGAGGACAAAGGUAUGGGAACCAAGGUAACAAGAUGGGACAAUGGCAAUCAGUGCCGAGACUUCAAGGGACAGCACCACCAUUGGCACCGCCACUAAGACAGGGCACCACAGACAUUAGUCGACCCCACACCCAGGGACGAGCAUUCGCUUUGACGUCAACAGAGGCAGAGAAGGGAAAGGACACUGUGCAAGGUAUUCUCUCCCUAUAUGACAUUGAUGUGUGUGUUUUGUUUGACACGGGGUCUACACAUUCAUUUGUUGCACCUAGGAUUGUGUGCCACAUUCCAUUUUCUAGUACAUUGUUGCCUUAUUACUUGAUCGUGUCUACACCGGGAGGAGUCGAGUUAGUGGGGAGUGAAAUCUAUAGAGAUUGUAAGAUUAUGGUGCAUGAUAAGGAGUUACCCGGGGAUUUGAUAAUCUUAGACAUACAUGAUUUUGAUCUUAUUUUGGGCAUGGACUGGUUAUCCCGACAUUAUGCCAAAGUGGAUUGUAGAUGUAAGGUUAUCCACUUUGAGUCACCCCAUCAGCCAGUCAUAUCGUAUCGAGGCAUUAAACCGAUGAGUUCCACACCUAUGAUAUCAGCGAUGAAGGCUAAAAAAUUGAUGCGGCAUGGAUGUGAAGCAUAUUUGGCUUUUGUGACCACGGGUAAGAAGAACAAUACAGAACUAUCAGACAUUCCAGUAGUCCGUGAGUUUCCUGAUGUAUUCCCUGAUGAGUUACCAGGGUUGCCGCCACUGAGGGAGGUAGAGUUUUCCAUAGAGUUGAUGCCAGGAACCCAGCCAGUUUCCAAGGCACCUUAUAGAAUGGCCCUGAAUGAAUUAAAAGAAUUGAGGGUGCAACUUGAGGAGUUGAUUGAGAAGGGAUUCGUUCUCCCUAGCGCUUCACCUUGGGGCGCUCCGGUCUUGUUUGUGAGGAAGAAGGAUGGAUCCAUGAGGUUAUGCAUAGACUAUCGUCAAUUGAACCAGGUAACGUUGAAGAACAAGUACCCUCUUCCUCGAGUUGAUGAUUUGUUGGACCAGCUACGUGGAGCCUCAGUCUUUUCUAAGAUUAAUUUGAAGUCAGGGUAUCACCAAGUAAGGGUCAGAGAAGGAGACAUUCAGAAGACUGCAUUUCGUACUAGGUACGGCCACUACGAAUUUGUGGUUAUGCCAUUUGGGCUGACGAAUGCUCCGGCCGUCUUUAUGGAUUUGAUGAAUAGGGUUUUCAGGGAGUACUUGGAUCAUUUUGUCAUUGUGUUCAUCGAUGAUAUUCUCAUUUACUCGCCGAGCUUGGAAGAGCAUGAGAACCAUCUCAGGUUAGCCUUACAGAGACUUAAGGAAAAACAAUUAUAUGCCAAGUUCAGUAAGUGCGACUUCUGGCAACAACAGGUGGGAUUCUUAGGGCAUGUAGUAUCCAAUGAGGGCAUUUAA